CAUUUCCUUUUUCGGGUUUUCCCCAUCUUCUCCCCCUCCCCCUUCCCCCAAAUGCCGAUCGCCAGCCCUAACCACCACCUCCCGCCUCCUUCUCCCAUCCCCCGGGCCAGAGGCUCGCGCUCCGCCGCCGACCCCCGCUUCGCCGACUACCUUGACAACACUCUUCAUUGUCCGGAGCUGGCCCUCCCGCCAGUCUCGCACAUGCUGGUGCCCGCCGAGAUAGAGUACCGAUCGCUGUCCGCCCGGAUGGAUGCCGUGGUGAGAUCAGUGAAGGAGUUCGGUGCGUUCAGGAUAAAAGGUCACGGGAUAACGGCGCAGGAACUGGCUAAAAUGGAGGAAGAAGCGCAGGAGGCGGCCGCUCCGAAUGCCGGCCGAGUCAUUCCCUGCGUUCAUUGUCGCCAGGGUACAUUGCAGUUCAUCGCUUCCAAGUCUUUUGGCCUCCAUUCCCAUCCUAACUUUUGGAUUCCUAUGGGGAGAGUGGCUAGUAGACUAGAUAGCAUAGUGGAGCAAGUGAGUGCAGCUCUACAGCAGUUGAAGCAAGACACAGAGUCGGUGAUUAGCUUGUGCAGGCAUCCCCAUGGCAACGUGAGUGAAUCAGACGACACGGAUGAUGAGAGAUGGUGCGAUUAUGCUCUACGUUUCUACCUUCCAUUGCAGCAAUGUAUAUUCUAUGUCCAAUCCGGAAGAGGUCCCCUGUCAUUUGAUGCUGGUCCUGAUACUAUCGUUGUCACCGUUGGCAGACAACUCCAGGAGUGGAGCUGCGGGCAAAUUAAGAGUGUUGCUGCAGAAAUGAUAUUCAUGUCAGGUUUCCAGAGCAAGCAGGCCGCUUUAUCCGUAGAGCUUAAGUUGUUCCGCAGUCUGAACAAAUCUCACAAGAUGCUCUCCUUAUCUGAUCAGAUCCUUAUUCUACUCUGCCUUUCAUUUUUAUACAAUUUCUUGUUACUUCUCUUUUCUUCUUGAUCCCCAGUCGCAAGUGGUUGAAUCUUUUCGGUUGUGUGGUCAUGACUAAAGCCCCUCGAUUCGCCAAGUGACACCAAUUUUACCCUCUCAUUCACUUACUGAAAGCCAUUAUGAUGUACAGUUGAAGCGUAAAGGUUGUGGGGUUUGAUUAAAAUGCAAAUUAUUGCUUGAUUUCUGAGUUCGAAACAUGCAAAGUUAUUUGCUUUAAGCAUAUUUCUUGUUCCUUUAGUAUAUAUAAGAACGAUCACGUAUUUAUGGACUCAGUCUCUAUGAUGUUGAGUGUUAUUGAUAUAUUCGCGCGCUUUACAGCCUUUAGACGGGCUUUUGGUCCU
Messenger RNA from Prosopis cineraria, 1292 nucleotides. RefSeq lists its product as uncharacterized. Bases 52 to 960 code for a protein of 302 amino acids. Lineage: Eukaryota; Viridiplantae; Streptophyta; Magnoliopsida; Fabales; Fabaceae. The record is from RefSeq and is a predicted model, not a curated record. The transcript is spliced from 3 exons.